AUGUCGAAGGGUUCGUUUCCGUUCACCUCUACAUCACUGCGCUCGCUCAGACUGGAGCAGGAGUUUCAAGAGUGGGAAGAUGCCCGUCGAGCUUUGGCCCACAGGAGAGCCAUGACCAGGUCCCCUCUGCCUCGGGCCCCUCGGCCUCCUCCCAGGCAGCAGCGGCUGCAGGAGGUUCGAGCCCCUCCGCCUCAGGUCUGCUGCAGAGACACGACCAUCCACAACACCUUCAUGUGUGGCGACAUGAAAGGAAUCUAUGCGGUGCUGAAGGACCCUGCGAUGGUCAACGCCCUGAUGGAGACAGUGCAUGAGGAGAUGGUGUGGGCCCCGGAGAUGGGGAUGUGGACGAUGAGCUCCAAGGUGAAGCAGACCUCAGCCUUACGCCUGGCUGCCAGCAGAGGACACGCAGCGUGUGUGGAGGAGCUGCUGUUCCGUGGAGCUGAGGUCAACGCUGACCCCGGGGGCAACACGGCUCUCCAUGACGCCUGCGUGGGAGGCCACUCCGUCUGCGUCCAGCUGUUGUUGUGUCACGGAGCAGAUCCUGAACUGGUGGCAGCGGACGGCAGGGCUCCUCUUCACCUCUGUUCCUCCAUGCACUCACUCCACUGUGCUCAGCUGCUGUUAGAAGGAGGCGCCGACGUCAACGUGAGGAGCAGGGAGUCGAGGCUCACCCCUCUGCACGUGGCCGCCCGGCGAGGCCUGGAGGAGCACGUGGACCUCUUCCUCCACCACGGAGCAGAUGUUUUAGCCACCAGUCAAGAGGGGGAGACGCCUCUGAACGCCGCGUGCUCCGGAGCGGAGAGGCCGUCCGAGGCGGGACGGUACCUCCGUGUGAUCCAGAAGCUGCUGGACGCAGGAGCUGACCCCAGAACCGCAGGAAGGAAGCAGCACACCCCGCUGCACAACGCCUGCGCAAACUGCUGCCCCAGGAUCGUGGAGGUCCUCCUGCAGCGCGGAGCCCAGGCCGAGGUGGUGAACUGUGCAGGACACACACCCAUGGACUGUUUGAUGCAGGUGCUGGAGGAUUACCCGAACCAACAACCCGAGGCCGUAGCCCAAUCCCUCCUGAACCACGGAGCCAAAGGAGUUCCACUGAAGAUGCUGAAGCUUUGCGCCUCCGUUCCUUCCGUCCUGGAGGUGAUGCUGAACUCGUCCCCCUCCCUCCCUCCUUGUGAGUGGAUGGACUCUCUGUCCUCUGAGGUGUGUGAGGAGAACCGGCCUCUCUUGGAUCUGCUGCGUCAGAGGAGCGGCUCUCCUCGCUCUCUGCAGCAUCUCUGUCGAUGUGCUCUUCGUCAGCAGUUGGGAGCUCGAUGUCACUCAGCUGUCAGGGAACUGGACGUUCCCACCUCUGUGAGGGACUUUCUGCUGCUGUGCAACGAUGGGACACUUAAAUAA
Molecule: messenger RNA, 1395 nt
Organism: Nematolebias whitei (Rio pearlfish)
Lineage: Eukaryota; Metazoa; Chordata; Actinopteri; Cyprinodontiformes; Rivulidae
Gene: asb16
Product: ankyrin repeat and SOCS box containing 16
Exons: 6
Coding region: 1-1395 (464 amino acids)
Biological process (GO): positive regulation of transcription by RNA polymerase II; intracellular signal transduction
Cellular component (GO): nucleus
Molecular function (GO): protein binding; transcription cis-regulatory region binding
Source: RefSeq, a predicted model, not a curated record